CCUCAACACGCAUCUUCUCAGGCGCAGCUCUGGCGUCGCCUCCAUGUCCAGCAGCACUGCGCUCGCCGGCUUGCUAGAUCCGUCGCAAAGCCCGCAGCACGCCAGCGCCUAGCUGGCAGCGCAGCGAGGGCACGCCGCGACGCAGGCAUGAUUGCGGCGCGGCCUGUGCAAGCCACAAGGCCGCUCUCUCGCCGCGCACGCUCAGGUGUGCCAGCAUGAGUCCUCCUGCGGCACGACUGCACAGGUCACACAGCGAUGCCAUCGAGGCGCUGCCGUCGUCGACUCGUCUGUUGCUAUGCAGCACGCUCGCGCUGCCCACGCUCGCCUCGCUGCUCGCGUUGCUCGUGCACAACGCCCUCAACGCUGGCGCGCGGCGCAUCGCCGUCACACUCUGUCUGGGGCCUGACGAUACCGCGGAUGGACCGACGCCGUUCAUCGAGUGCGCAGACGAUGGCGCUGGCUUCUCCGAGGCUUGGCUACGCACGCAGGAAGAGCGCGUCGGCUCGCUUGCUCAUGCGGCGACGGUCGGCGGCCUCAGUGUCGAGACGAGCGUCAAUGGGAAGCGCUGGUCGCUGAUACGCCGAGACGGCAGGACACUGCACAGCGGCAGCAUGGACUCGAUGCCGAGGUCGCUUCGCUCCCAAAGCAGUGCGAGUCGUAGCGCCGAGGUCGCAAGGGACCGUGGCAGCGUCGUGCGGGUCGACGACCUCUACAGCGCACUGCCUGUGCGCCGCACAGCACUGCAGCGCUCGGUCAGCGCAAGUUGCACGGCCUGCGUCAGCAUGUUCAGCAUGUUCGCCCUCUCGGCGCCGCGCACGCAUAUGACGCUCUGCCUGCGGCGCGAUGGCAAAGAGCGUGUUCUGGCACGCUUCGCAGCGACAGAAUCUCUUAUGCAUCGCCUGGGCGACGCUCUCGACGUCGAGCUCUGCGACCGCGAUGUGUCGCCCAUCGACGUCCUGCUACCUCUCACCUCGUCUGUCAGCCAGCACGAAUCGACCGCCGUCGAGGCGCCUCGCGGUACCGUGCGCGUCCGCGGCCUUCUCGCGCUGCAAUCUGUCCCUCGAGGCGGGCAAGCCAUCUUCUGGGCCGGCGCGCCAGUCUUCGACGACUCAGCAGAGGGCGCAGCAUUGCACGACGGCGUCCGCAGCGUCUUUGCGCGCAGCACAUUUGCACGUUCAGCCUCUGGCAGUCCAGUCAAGUCGCCGCGUGCAGGAUACGUGCUGCAUCUCGACGUCGUGCUCGAAGCCGCGCACGACGCACAAGAGAUCGUGACCAGGGAAGAAGGCUUGGUGCUUGGUGCAGUCGACUCGAUUCUACAGAGCGUGGUAGCGGACGAGCUGUGCAAGCGUGGCUUGCUUGCUGCGCCUCGUCGAAGCAAGCGCGCUGCCGCAGAGGGUCUGCAGCGAGCAGAGACGGCACCACCGACGCCACGCUUGGCUGCACAGAGCGCUGCAAGCACCUCUGCCCGUCCAAAGCGACCUCGCACCAGCUUGGGACAGCGCGUCGCAGACCUUGCCGGCGCGCGACCGUUGUCGAGCGACGCCCCCGCUGCUUUCGCCGCUGCGGUGCCGACAGCAACAGUCGAGCAGCCUCGGCUGCCGCGAUUCGCUCGCCCGCCCUCCCGCCUCACCAAGGCCGAUUUCUCGCGCCUUCGAAGCGAUGAUCCGCAAGCUGCGCCGCCAGAUUGGCUCGUUCAGUCCCUCACAGGGCUCGUCGAUCCCGUCCUGCCUCGAUCUACAGAAGCCGACAUCCCCUCCCUCGACACUGCCGUGCUCGAAGCACCUGCCUCGCCCGAGAUGUCCCCUUCUCGAGCCUCGCAGCGCGCACGUCUCUCGGCUCACUCGGCACGAGCCAAUGCCGUGCCGCUGCCCGCUGCUCAGCUGGCCUCGCGCUUCUUCGGCGGCUUGUCAGGCGGAUCAGACAUCCAAGCACUGCAUACGUCAAGCUUGCAGGACGCUCGCGUGAUCGAACAGAUCGAUCGCAAGUUCAUUGCGAGCACGAUCAGGCUCGAGGAACAGCAGGCACUUGUCCUCUUGGACCAGCACGCUGCCGAUGAGCGCGUCCGCUUCGAGCUGAUGCUUCAGCCGUUCCUACACGGCGCUCUGACGAGUACCGCUGCGUCAAGCAUUCUCUCCGCCGCACAGAGCAUCUUUCUGACGCCACGAAGCGUCUCGUCCUUACUCGAGCCUGCGCACGCGCACAGCGUUGCGCGCUUCGGCUUCUUGCUGGGCGCCUCUUCAUCGUCCGACUUGAUCGACGUGCACGCCGUACCCUCACUCCUGCGCGAACGACUAGGCGAGCGAGAGACGCUCAGCCAGACGCUGCAGAGCAUCGUCGAGUGGCUUCAAGACGGCGGCGCAGGCGCACUCGAGGCGGCAGCACGACUGUACGUGCGCGAUGAGCCGAGCGGAGGCAACGAGCGGAUGUGGAUGAGAGGCAUGCGACACCUACCUUCUCGGCUCGCAGAGCUAAUCGCAAGCAAGGCCUGCCGUGGCGCCAUCAUGUUCAACGAUGCGUUGGAGAAGGAGCAGUGCCAGCGCUUGCUCGCGCAGCUGGCGGGCACGGCGCUGCCCUUCCAGUGCGCCCAUGGCCGACCAUCGAUGAUCCCUCUCUGUCAGCUGUCCAGCGCCUCAGUGCGGCGCCCCGUCGACUGGGCACGUCUGGCAGACGCGUGAGGCCGUGAAUAACAUCGAUGCAAUUACCACAGCAGCGCAGCGAGCGAGGACAGAGCGGCCGAGGAGGCGUCUCGGCAACAGAGACGCGCCUUACGAGGCAGGCGUAGAGACGGGCGAAGGGAUCACGCCGCCGAUGGCGCGCAGACGCUCCAAGCCACGCACUCGUCGCUCCUCGAACUCGGCCUGCAAGAGAGUCGCUUUGUCAACCCCCGGGCUGAGUGCUCGUUCCAAUAUCAGCACCACUCACCAGCGCCCACGACGACUUGUCCUGCCAAGCUCCCAAGCCCCUCUCAUCCUCCUUGCCUGCUCCCUCCGGGCGCGCAGGAUCAUACCGCGUCAGAAUGCCCGCCUUGCG
Molecule: messenger RNA, 3030 nt
Organism: Tilletiopsis washingtonensis
Lineage: Eukaryota; Fungi; Basidiomycota; Exobasidiomycetes; Entylomatales
Exons: 7
Coding region: 216-2675 (819 amino acids)
Biological process (GO): mismatch repair
Cellular component (GO): mismatch repair complex
Molecular function (GO): ATP hydrolysis activity; ATP-dependent DNA damage sensor activity; ATP binding
Source: RefSeq, a predicted model, not a curated record